GGGCAGGACUUGAAAAUGGCGCGUUUCCGCCUCGGCCGGAAGUUGCUCUGAUGGGGCCCUUCCUUUCUCUAUGGCCACCGCCCAAGAGUACUUCCCGUAUUUGGAAGCGCCCGCUUCAUCGGUCGACUGGGGCAUGUAACGGUUGCCGUCGCUAUGGAGACGCCCGGGACGAGGGUUCUCCUUUCUCAGUCAGAAGAAGCACUGGCCUCUCCUUUGCCAAACGAAAGCAUAAACUCUCCGUUGCCAAACCUGACACCAAGACACCAAGAGCUGAUCGCCACGCCGUGUGGCCCUAUCAAACGAUGGUCCGAAUUAUCAUCCCCUGUCAAGAUCUACUUCUGUGUCACCAUCCUUUCGUUGUUGAGUGUCAUUGGAUUAACUAUAGAGACCCUCUUCCAGCAGAAAAACGAAGAUUUAACUGUGUCUCUCAUCCAGAUCAUUGGCCUCGUCUUCGGCCUCUAUUACAUCAGCCGGGGAAUCCUACAGGAGAAUCGACAGGAGCUGCUUGUCUUUGUCCUCUCUAUCGCCUUGGUCAUGCUCCGCUCCGUGAUCAACUUCACCGUCCUGCCCGCCAAGCAGAAGCCGGAGUUGCUGGCUCGCUUCGUCCUGAUCCUUCUGGUGGGGGCCUUUGACGUCUGCUGCGCCGUGAUCUUGAUCCAGAGUGAGAGCCGGAUGGCCUUCCGAGUGGGCGGCGCCUUGGAGAGCCUCCAAACCCAGUACUUCAUGCUGAAUCUCUGCUUUUCCAUGCUGACCUUUGACCUCCAGGCUCAGCUCUGUUUGUCUGUCCUGCUGCUGACCACAACCCGGGAGAUUUCAAAUCUGCACAGCGUGUUCCUGGCUGCUGGGAUUUGCUGGGCUGUUCUGAAGGUAGCUUGCGGCAUCACCGCAAUCUUAAAAGAGUUAAAACCUCUCGCCUGGAUUUUUGUGAUUCAGAAUUUACCCGAAGUGGCUUAUCUGGCAUACCUUCUGUACGCGGUGAUCACAGAAUGGGGCCAAGGAAAUUCUUACGCCCUGGAAGCUGCCAUUAUAACCUGCUCCUGCAUUUCAGUGAUAAUCAAAAGCGUCCUGUUUUGGGCACUUUUUCACGUCUAUCAGAGUUUUGGGCAAGGCCUGAGAGAGAGGAUGUUUUCUUCCUAUGGAAGGAUCGAUUCGUGACCUGCAGCUCCAUCGCCAAACCAGUGUGCUCUUAUAGAGUGAAAACCAAGUUGGGAAAAUCUUGAUUCUUCUCUUCCUUCUGCCCCCAACCCCCCUCCACCAUUGGACUCUGGAAUCUGAUAAGCCACAGCGGAGACUGGAUCCCAAGGGAGACCCUUUGCUGCACUUUUUAGGAUUCCACGGUCCCUUGCUGUUUCUCUGGGAUCCACCCCGCCAGCCUUCCUCAACGCAGGAAAGCCAACGAAACCACAUAUCCUCCCGGGUUCUCCCAAAGGAACUUAAGAUGUAGCUUGCAACUACGAGUGGCCUUUCUCGUGCUGGGGUGCGUGUGUGUGUGGAGGUGUCUGGCAUUUGCUCCCCUGGUUGUAUUGUAACCCCAUUAUUUAUUUAUUUUUUUAACUUAAUUUGGGCCCUGCUACGGUUGGCAUGUCUGAACUUGACCAAUGGGGCAGAUUUCAAUUGCCAAAUUGCAAAGCAAAUCCCCGGGAUGCAGGCGUCGUUCCAAUUAAAAAAAAAAAAAUGCACCUUUUUCUCAGCCCCUAAAAGAGCCGGGCCUGAACCCGCUCUCCGAUCCAGUGUGACACCAGAAAACCAGUUUCUCUUCCAUCGCUUGCGGUUGGCUGCACUCUCCCACUGCCUGUUUUUCACGCUACCGAGGUUGCAAGGAUCGCUUCGGAUCCUGCAAACCUGGAAAGGAAGAAUCUCUGCCCUUCUGGUGUGGUGCCAGAAAAGCAAAGAAUGGCGUACUGGUUCGCCCUUCAUUUUGCACACACCCCUUUGUAAAA
Messenger RNA from Pseudonaja textilis, 1940 nucleotides. RefSeq lists its product as uncharacterized. Lineage: Eukaryota; Metazoa; Chordata; Lepidosauria; Squamata; Elapidae. The record is from RefSeq and is a predicted model, not a curated record.